AUGGCGACAGCCAUCAUCAAAGACUCAGAAGACGUGUUGCGUGGUGUAAGGAUAUCAGAGGGUGACGAUGCAGAGUUGGAGACAGAGUUACCAUGUAGCCGUCUCGUAAUAACCUCCGGUGCAUGGUCUCCACGCGUAUUCAGCACCCUCUUCCCAUCCUCGAAAGCGCGCAUCCCCGUCUCCUCCUUAGCUGGCCACUCGCUGCUCGUUCGAAACCCACACCACAAACCCGAAGAGCUCGACAAGGAAGUCUGCCACGCAGUCUUCGCGACAGAUACACUCGGCUUCUCGCCAGAGUGGUUUGCGAGAUUGGGAGGAGAGCUGUAUCUGGCAGGCCUCAAUAGCACAAAUAUACCUCUGCCAGAGGUUGCAACAGACGUUCAGGCUAGUACGAAAGCCAUCGAGCAGUUGAAACAGUGUGCGAAGGCUAUGAUGGUGAAUGUGCCGGGCAAGGACAUGGAAAUUUUGAGGGAGGGUUUGUGUUUCCGUCCAGUCACAUCUAGCGGCCGACCUAUCGUAUCGCGGAUACCGGACGAAAAGCUGGGGGGUACCAGGACAAGGGAGGAAGGCAAUGGAGGUGUCUUUAUAGCGGCGGGCCAUGGUGCCUGGGGUAUAUCGCAUGCGCCUGGUACUGGACUUGUUCUGUCAGAGCUGAUAGAAGGGCGGGAAGCAAGCGCGAAUAUCGAAGCGUUGCAAUUACCAACGUAA
This is a messenger RNA of Alternaria arbusti, 708 nucleotides long. RefSeq lists its product as uncharacterized. Gene Ontology annotation, biological process: retrograde transport, endosome to Golgi. Gene Ontology annotation, molecular function: oxidoreductase activity. The record is from RefSeq and is a predicted model, not a curated record. NCBI's taxonomy places the organism in Eukaryota, Fungi, Ascomycota, Dothideomycetes, Pleosporales, Pleosporaceae. Gene Ontology annotation, cellular component: cytoplasm; late endosome. Bases 1 to 708 code for a protein of 235 amino acids. The transcript is spliced from 3 exons.